Molecule: messenger RNA, 2039 nt
Organism: Drosophila subobscura
Lineage: Eukaryota; Metazoa; Arthropoda; Insecta; Diptera; Drosophilidae
Product: organic cation transporter-like protein
Biological process (GO): transmembrane transport
Cellular component (GO): membrane
Molecular function (GO): transmembrane transporter activity
Source: RefSeq, a predicted model, not a curated record
UGCUCACCCCGAGACAGAAUGUAGCUGCCUCACAGACAGAAUCUCUUUGCUGCAUUCGAAUCCCUCCCCAGAAGCCUCAGUGUUUUGUGUUUUAAUUCCAAGUGAACUUCCAGUUGGCAAAAGUGCAAGAAUGGAUUUCGAUCGUGUGCUGGAAAAGUGCGGGAACUUUGGCAGAUUUCAAUUUGUAAUACUCAUCCUCUAUGGCUAUACGAAUAUUCUCAGUUCCCUGCAUUAUUUCUCGCAAACUUUGAUUACCUUUACGCCAGAGCAUUGGUGCUCCCACGAUGAUCUGAUGGGCCUCAGUGCCGAGGAUCUGCGCUCUGUCUACUCCAAUGUCUCCCAUUCCUCGUGCACUCCACUCCAAGGCGUAAUCAAUGGCACUGGCAUACCCUUGGACUCCGCGGAGCUCUGCCAGGACUGGAUCUUUGAGCGUGAAAGUGGCUACGAGAGUCUCACCACGGAGCUGAAGUGGGUCUGCGACAAGUCGCACCAGCCGGCAGUGGGUCAAUCCUUCUUCUUUCUGGGCUCUGUCGUGGGCACCAUUACUUUUGGCUUUCUCUCGGAUCACAUUGGACGCCUGCCAGCCAUGCUGAUGGCCACUCUGUCCGGUGCCACGGGGGACUUUAUGACCUCCUUUGUGCACACCCUGCCGUGGUUUGCCUUCUCCAGGUUUGUGUCUGGCUUAUCCACGGACACAAUGUACUAUCUGAUGUACAUUUUGGUCUUUGAGUACUUGAGCCCCAAGCGCCGUACCUUCGGCCUGAACAUCAUUCUCGCUGUCUUCUACUGCUUUGGCCUGAUGACAUCUCCUUGGGCCGCCAUCUGGAUUGGUAACUGGCGUCGCUACCUCUGGCUGGCCUCGCUGCCCGCUCUGGGAGUCCUCGUGUAUCCGCUGCUCAUCUGCGAGAGCGCCCAGUGGCUGCUCACGAAGAAGAAGUACGACGAGGCGGUGGCCUGCCUCAAGCGAGUGGCCAAAUUCAAUGGCAGACAGGUGGAGGACUCAGUAUUCGCUGAGUUCGUGAAGCACUACCGCGAGAAGAUGAAUCAACAGACGCAAGUAAACAAACAGAGGGACACGUUCUUGGGCAUGUUCAGGACUCCACGACUUCGUCGGUUUACCCUAACUUUGCUGCUGAAGUCUGUCAUCAUUACCCUCUCGUACGAUGUUAUCAACCGCAACAUGGAGGGCCUGGGCACGUCUCCCUUCAAGCUGUUCUCCCUGACAUCCAGCGUGUACCUCCCAGCGGGCUUUGCCAUCCUACUGCUGCAGAACCGCAUCGGCCGCAAGGGAAUGGCCUGCGGAGCGCUCUUUGUGGGUGGCAUCAUCACUGCCGUCACGGGCUUCCUCAUUGCCUUCCUCGACCCCAAGGAGAAUGCCAUUCUGCUAGCCUGCAUGGUGGCUCUGGGACGCUUUGGCAGCACCGUUUCCUACGAUGCGGAGAUCCAGUAUGCGGCAGAGAUCAUUCCCACCAGCGUGCGCGGGCAGGCAGUGUCCAAUAUUCACGUGGUUGGACUGGCCUCCAGCUCGCUGGCAUUCUAUGUGAUCUAUCUGGCGCAGUACUACAAGCCACUGCCAUCGAUUUUCAUUAGCUGCUUGAUGUUCUUUGGCGCCGCUUUAUGUCUGUCUCUGCCCGAAACGCUGCACAAAAAACUCCCCGAAAGCCUGGCCGAUGGUGAGGUAUUUGCCAUGAACGAGAGCUGCUUUUACUUUCCCUGCUUCUACAAGCGCCGCAAUGGCCUCACAAAGCACGCGGAUCGCAAGUCUGAACCCAAGAGAACACUCCUCAACUGAUUGAAACUGAAUGAAACUGAUAAUCUGAUGAUAAACGAAUAACCUGAUGAUGAGCCCAGCAUAAGUGUUGGGUUUCGCCCGUAACUGAAUGGUCUGAUAGGUAGUAUUACUCAUGUGAAGCAUGCAUAGUAAUAGUAAACCAAAACCGUUGUUUAGAAUGCACUCUUAUAUGUAUCUUACAUAAAUAUCCCAAAUAUUGUAUACCACAAAACAGAACUGCUAAAUCUAUCAAUUUUCUUCACGUUUU